AUGGGAUUGAACCACUGCAGCAAUAAAUCUUACUUCCUUUUUUGUCCCCAUUUCUCAGAUGCCCUGCAGGCACAAGGAGAAGGAUGGCAGGCAAUGAAACUCAGGCAAAGGACGACAAAGCGUGCUAAGGAAAGCUGGUUUUGCGCUGCACUGGCCUGUGAUAUUUUCCAGCUCAAGCACGCCACACGACCACAAUGAGGACACUCAAUAGAAAAUGGAUGGAUGAAAACAUGACGAGGCUCGACAUUCUUUCCACCGACCUCUCGAUCGCUGACGCGCGUGGCUUGAGCUUCGCGGCAGGAAUACGUCGCCUGAGAGGGAAGGUACAAAUGAGGGGGGAAAGAACAAGCCUUGCACUCCACUUCCCUGCUUCCAUCCCACUAAAAGGACAGAGCAGAGAGUGAGGAGGACUCCGUGUGUAUUUCCACGCGGUCUACACCGCACGUGCUCCCCUUUUUGUUAUUCGUGGUGGGAAUGAUCUGCUUUCCGUCUGCGUCGUUUCCAUGCCAGCAUGGGAACCGCCGUGUCCAAAAGGAGGAAUUUGAGAAACGACGCGAUAUCGUCCGUGGCAGCAAAAGUUAGAGCAGCGCGAGCAUUUGGAGAGUACCUGUCCCACACACACCCCGACAGCCGGAACGGAUCAGCUCUUCUCCUGUGUGAAACCUCGGUGGGGCCCGACCCAGAGUCGCCAACCGGGACCACCGGCCCCGACGGCAACCACCUUCAUCUGUGCUCAGACCACACCAAAGACUCCAAAGAUAGCCCAGAGGACGUUGUGGUGAAGACUUGUUUGGCUUUACACCACCAACCACCUCCUCCGUCCAUCACCGUUUCCAGUAAGCCGGUCCGGUUGUCCCUGGAACGGAGCUUCUCAGUGGAGGAGGACCAGCAGAAGGGCGUCGAGUGCACUCUGCAGCCUGCUCGUGUUUAUACAAUCACCACCCAGCACGGUAUGCUGAUGAGUGGCGGCCGGGGCAGCAAGGAGAGCCUAGAACUGGAUGUCUUCAAGGAGAAGUCUGGGAGUGGAGGAGUGGGACCCAAGGGCGGCAGUGUCGGUGCUCACACUACCUUGAUCCAGCCCUCCACUUCCCCUUCGUCCUCCACGUCGUCCCCGACCCAGUACCACCAGACCGGGAGCGGCCGCGGCACCGGCACUCACCAUCACCACGGCAACCACCACCACCACCACGCGGGACCCUCGAGCAGCGGAGGAGCCUGCGGGCCCAGCGGACAAUCCGCGAACGUCUCGGGCUCGCACUCCCACCACGCGGCGCACCACCACUCCCACCACCACCAUCACCUGGCUCAGCCCCCCUUGCAGACCUCCGUCAGCGCCCACAACAUCCGCGGCUGGGGAGACGGCGGAAAAGGGGACGCAGAGUGCGGCGGGCUGGCCUGCGAGUCCUGCGGUGCCGUCCCCUCUCGGAGCCAGGGGUCCCUGGACCUAGAAAGCGCUUCCCGAGAGCCAGGCAAGCAGCGCCGAGGCCUAGAGAGGAUGUGGAGUGUGGACCGAAUGACUGGGCUGGUGAGAGAUGAUGCCAACUGGUUCCCCAAGGAAAAUAUGUUCACCUUUCAAACGGCUACCACCACCAUGCAAGCGGCUUUCCGGGGAUUUGGCCCGAGAAAAAGGAGAGAGAGAGAGCAGGAUUCGGCAGAAGUCAACCAGAGGAACUUCCGGAAACAUCUUCGCAUGGUGGGCAGCAGAAGGAUGAAAGCACAGACGUUCGCUGAACGUAGAUCGAAGAGUUUCAGCCGCUCCUGGAGUGACCCCACCCCUGUCAAGACUGACUCUCCUCAUGAGCCCAGAGACAGCGGCGAUCUGCAGACUUCCUGCGGCACCCUCGACGAAGGCGGCGUUGACGAAGCCGCCGACUGGGAGGAGGAGCGGGAGAUGGAGAGGCUCGCCUGCGAGGGAGACGACUUCAUACCUCCCAAAAUUAUGCUGAUCUCCUCCAAAGUCCCGAAAGCGGAGUACGUCCCCACAAUCAUCCGCAGAGAUGACCCGUCCAUCAUCCCCAUCCUCUACGAUCAUGAACAUACAACUUUUGACGACAUUUUGGAGGAAAUCGAGAAGAAGCUCACUGCUUACAGGAGGGGCAGCAAGUUCUGGAGGAUGCUCAUCUUCUGCCAGGGAGGCCCGGGUCAUUUGUACCUCCUGAAGAAUAAAGUGGCAACAUUUGCAAAGGUGGAAAAGGAGGAAGACAUGAGCCAAUUCUGGAGACGACUCAGCAGAAUGAUGAGUAAAGUCAACCCGGAGCCCAACCUCAUCCACAUCAUGGGAUGCUACGUCCUGGGAAACCCCAAUGGAGAGAAGCUGUUCCAGAAGCUGAAGAAUCUGAUGAGGCCUUAUUCCGUGGAGUUCGAGUCACCGCUGGAGCUUUCGGCGCAGGGUAAAGAGAUGAUCGAGAUGUACUUUGACUUCCGCCUCUACCGCCUUUGGAAGACGCGUCAGCACUCCAAACUUUUGGACUACGAGGACCUUUUGUGACGAAGAAAUGCCGCCGCCGAGGAGAGGAGGAAGAUGUCCUCUUGCGCCGCAACGAAAGCGUCGCGCGACGAUGGACGUUUUGCUCACCUGCCGUCAACUCCAUACAAACAUCCCCAUGGUGGAAAAAGGGACAAGGACCCUGAAUGACUUCAGGUUAUUAAAAAAAAAAAAAAAAAAAAAAAAAA
This is a messenger RNA of Syngnathoides biaculeatus (alligator pipefish), 2673 nucleotides long. RefSeq names its product NMDA receptor synaptonuclear signaling and neuronal migration factor a (gene nsmfa). Gene Ontology annotation, molecular function: protein binding. NCBI's taxonomy places the organism in Eukaryota, Metazoa, Chordata, Actinopteri, Syngnathiformes, Syngnathidae. Gene Ontology annotation, biological process: regulation of neuronal synaptic plasticity; positive regulation of neuron migration. Bases 512 to 2488 code for a protein of 658 amino acids. The transcript has 21 exons. The record is from RefSeq and is a predicted model, not a curated record. Gene Ontology annotation, cellular component: nucleus; cytoplasm.